UCAGAGGAAGAAAAUUCAUCACAUAGUAAGGUUAGAUUGCCAAAGUUGGAGUUGCCGACGUUUGAUGGCGAUAUAAGAAAUUGGCAAACGUUUUGUGACGUUUUCGAAUCUUUAAUUCAUAACAACCCAACCCUAUCAAAUGUUGAUAAGUACAGCUAUUUGCUAUCUUGUCUAAAGGGAAAUGCGCUUUCAGUUGUGAAAUGUACCCCCUUCACUGGUAAUAAUUAUAUUCUCGCCUUUAACGCUCUCAAAAAAGUUAUGAAAAUAAGAGACUGAUAGCAACGGCUCAUUGGCACACUAUUACCAAAUCUAAACCUGUUAAUGUUAGUGAAAAUCCUCGCGCACUACGAAAUUUAAUUGACACUUUUUCUGAAAAUUUGAAGGCUUUGGAAAAUCUCAAGUUUCCCGUCAAGGAGUGGGAUUUUGUAAUGUUUAAUAUGCUCAUUGAACGUAUAGAUUCCACGACGCAAACAAAAUUUGACUUAGAAUGUGGUUUGAACAUAAUUGUUCAUAAUUAUUACCAAACCUUGUUUACCUUUUUGGAAAAUCAGUGUAACGCUUUGAAUAAUGUCGCCUUGUGUAGUUCACAUCCUAACAAGUCAUUUACUCAUAUCCCUAAGGCUCCUAAAACAGGAACUAGCUCCAGUUUUCUUGUGAAUUCCUCACUUUCACUGAGUUGUAAUCUAUGCUCAAAACCUCAUCGUAUAUACAAUACGUGUCCCGAUUUUCUUGCACUUUCGGCUAGGGAAAGAUAUGCCCUAGUUCGAGAUAAAAAGUGGUGUAUGAAUUGUUUGGGUUCUAAGCACUUAGCUUCGAAUUGUAACUCGAAAUCGGUUUGUAAAAGGUGUUCUCGAUCACAUCACUCUUUGCUUCAUUUUGAUGACUCCAAUCCAUCUAAGAGCGUUGCUAAUAAAAUUCACCCAACUAAGACAGAAUCGAAUCAUUCUGAAAAUACGAUUAGUUCACCCAUUAUUGAUGCCUCUACAAAUUUAUUAGCAAAUUCUAAAGGUACUGUUCUCUUGUCAACAGCAAUUGUUGAUAUUUUGGAAUUUUCUGGUGAAUGUAGGCCCGUACGAGUUUUGCUCGACAGCGCUAGCCAGUCUUCGUUUAUCACCCAGAAAUGUUGUGAUAGAUUGGGACUGCCUGCAUUUUCCCUCUCUAUAAAUAUAAAGGGCGUGGGUCAAACAAGUGCCUCAGCAGAUCAGGGUGUUUCGUGUACUUUGAAACCUCAUGGUUUGGACACAUCCAUAUUAAAUGUUGAUUUAAUUGUUAUUCCUCAAAUUUGCUCGAACAUGCCAUGCUCAACAAUUCCCAUAGAGAAAUUCACAAAAUUUUGUAACCUCAAAUUAGCUGAUCCUGAAUUUAAUGUGUCGGGUCCAGUAGAUUUGUUGUUAGGUGCAGAUACUUUCGCUCAUAUGAACCAGUUGCUCUCGAUACCAUUUUUGGGUUCGUCGUAAUGGGCAAAGUUGAUUUUCCUCUUCCAACGGUCAACUCAUUCGUCAGUUAUACAGAUAAUUCUCUUGAAGAUUUCGUUAGGAAAUUUUGGGAACUCGAACAGAUUCCACCGCGCAUCGUCUCCUCUCCCGAAGAUUUGUUAGCAGAAAAAAUGUUUUGUGAUACUCAUACUCGCAGUCCCUCCGGUCGAUUCAUUGUGUCCCUGCCUUUCCACAACCUCGACCUCGACAUAGCUCUUCGGCGUUGUUUAUCUUUGGAAAAACGCCUUCUUCUGAAUCCAACCCUUCAUCAGCAGUACCGGGAAUUUAUGCAGGAUUAUGUGGAUCAAAAUCCUGUGGGACCCCCCCACUCCUUCGACGUAUUUUAUACCUCAUCAUUGUGUGUUGAAACCUGAAAGCGUUACUACCAAAUUAUGUGUUGUAUUUGACGCAUCUCAGAAGGCGGCAAAUGGUUUUUGUCUCAAUGACACUCUGCUUCUAGGUCCUAAGCUUCAUCAGGAUGUCUCUUGUGUACUCUCCCGUUUUCGCCUCCAUUCUGUUUGCUUCACUGCCGACAUUCGUCAAAUGUUCAGGCAAGUACUCGUGGCCCGUGAGCAUCAAGAUUUUCAACGCAUAUUAUGGCCCUUUCCUUCUGAGCCCAUAAAAGAAUUUCGCUUGAGAACUUUGGUGUUUGGUAUCAGGAGUAGUCCCUUCCUGGCCAUGCGUUGUAUCCGACAAUUGGACAAAGAGCACAGUUACGAAUUCCCUGAGGCCUGCGCUGUCCUCCAAGAUGAUAUUUUCGUGGAUGACAUAGUAUCAGGUAGUGAUUCGUUUUCAGGUGCUAUUCAGCUGCAGACGCAGCUCACUGAGGUUUUAAGCAGAGCAGGCUUGGAACUUCAAAGAUGUUUAACCAUUUAGACAAUUGGUAUGUUGGAGCGUUGUAAUUCGACACGACUGGUCUAAUAGGUAUUUCAUCUAAAAUUGUGCUCUUAUGUAU
Molecule: messenger RNA, 2430 nt
Organism: Coccinella septempunctata (seven-spotted ladybird)
Lineage: Eukaryota; Metazoa; Arthropoda; Insecta; Coleoptera; Coccinellidae
Exons: 2
Coding region: 1773-2351 (192 amino acids)
Source: RefSeq, a predicted model, not a curated record